Molecule: messenger RNA, 1037 nt
Organism: Cynara cardunculus var. scolymus (artichoke)
Lineage: Eukaryota; Viridiplantae; Streptophyta; Magnoliopsida; Asterales; Asteraceae
Product: high-affinity nitrate transporter 3.1-like
Exons: 2
Coding region: 151-765 (204 amino acids)
Biological process (GO): response to nitrate; nitrate transmembrane transport
Cellular component (GO): plasma membrane
Molecular function (GO): nitrate transmembrane transporter activity
Source: RefSeq, a predicted model, not a curated record
AGAUACCUGUACCUUGCAUCAUUGGGCUCUAUAUAUAGCUUCUCAAAUGCCAAGUCUUGGCCCAUCUUUUCAUUAUCUGAUCAUCAGUGGCAGCAUAAGUGGAUUGCACACAAAAGACUUGAAACUUUAAAAGUCAACCUAUCAUCAUCAAUGGAGGUUCCUGUUGGUUUUCUGGUUGUUUCUCUUCUGCUCACUUGUUUUUCAGCUACUGGCUAUGGUGUCACCUUCUCCUCCCUUCAGAGAACUCUUGUAGUUACCACUUCACCCACACAGGGCCAAGUUCUGAAGGCAGGGGAAGAACAAAUCACAGUGACAUGGGCACUGAACCAGACCUUCCCAGCUGGGACAGACUCGGCCUACAGRACUGUAAAAGUGAAGCUAUGCUAUGCACCCAUCAGUCAAAAGGACAGAUCUUGGAGGAAAACGGAGGAYGAAAUGAAGAAGGACAAGACCUGCCAACACAAGAUUGURUCUAGGCCAUACAGUGCUUCAAACAACUCCUUUUCAUGGACCAUCAUGAGAGACAUUCCUUCUGGAACAUAUUUUGUGAGGGCGUAUGUGUUCAACACUGAGGAUCAUGAGGUUGCCUUUGGCCAGAACACAAAUGCAGAAAGAGCUACAAACUUGUUUGAAGUCCAAGCAAUCACAGGUCGCCAUGCGUCCCUUGAUAUUGCAUCCGUCUGCUUUUCUGCUUUCUCCAUAGUAGCAUUGGCCGGUUUCUUCUACAUGGAAAAGAGCAAGGGAAAGGCAUCCCAACAGAAAUGAGAUCAGCAGGGUGGGAAUUGAUGUUCUGUUAAUCGUGACAUUUAAAUUCAGCAAAAAAAAAAAAAAAAGAAUUCUAAUUUGGUUUAACCAUGGUGGUGUACAACUUAGUACUGAUCACUUACAGGGGCCGUGGUGGGAAGUGAGGAUAAAUAAAGAUGGUUGUAAUAGACAUGUGUUAAUUAUGUUCUUUUUGUUUAAAAUAGAAAGGAAGAUGCCUCUUCAUUGUUUUGGACCCAGAUGUCAAGUUAUACAAAAAUGUGUUAUUCCAUACU